Messenger RNA from Panonychus citri (citrus red mite), 2916 nucleotides. RefSeq names its product GTP-binding protein 1-like (gene GTPBP1). The transcript is spliced from 6 exons. The record is from RefSeq and is a predicted model, not a curated record. Gene Ontology annotation, biological process: translational elongation. Gene Ontology annotation, molecular function: translation elongation factor activity; GTP binding; GTPase activity. Bases 498 to 2351 code for a protein of 617 amino acids. Lineage: Eukaryota; Metazoa; Arthropoda; Arachnida; Trombidiformes; Tetranychidae.
AAGACAAAGAGGGAAAAACAAAGAGAAGCGAAAAUCUCUGGUUAAGGUUAGUUGAGAAUCUUUAUCAUCUUUGGUUUGUUUAUUUUUCUUUUUUUUCUUAAUUGUUGAUCAACUAAUUAAUUGUGUGUUUAUCUAAUUAUUUUGGCCAUCGAAAGAAUUGAUCAGUUGAUUGUCGACCAUUUAUCCUGAAAUAUUACAUGGAAAGCUCACAUUUCGGUGAAUGAACCUGUUAUUGUUUACCUUUUGUACGUGAUGUGGAUUCAACAGAGAUCAAAUAAUCAUCAUUGUUAAUGAUGAUGAUUUAGUUGACAUCUUGGAAAAGGAUCUCAAGUCAAUUUUUCUUUUCUCCUCUCUCUCUCUCUCUCUCUUCCUCAUUAGCUAACAAUUUAUUUUCUUAUUGUGAUAUUAUCGUGAAUUUUCAAUACCUUUCGUAAAGUCUGAAGGAUCAGAACAAAAAGUGAAAAAAUAGUAAUAAAUCAACAAGUGAUAUUGCGACAAUGGAACCAAUCUUUGAUUCUACUCCAACUACUGCUAAACAGAUCAGCGAUUUAUUUAGUAAUCCUGUUAAUAGUGAUUCACCAUCAUCAAGUAAUGAUAAACGAAUGGAAUCAACAUCAAUCGAUCAACGAGUAUUGGAUCAAUAUGCUCUAAUUAAACCAGACCCAGAGACCUACAGCUCUCUUGUUAAUCAUAUCAAUUCAAAAUUGUUCAAUGGAAAUGGUGAAACUUUAUACCAAAUUGGUGUGAAUGAACGUGGCGAUAAUGGAUUAACCGAGGACGAAAUGAUCGAAUCAGUUGCUACACUAUCAAGAAUUUCCGCUGAAUUAAAUGCUGAUUAUGUUCUGUUAAGAUCUAAAACAUUACCAAAUGGUAAACAAAUCGGUGAUUAUCUUAUUCGAGAAAGAGCUCAAACAAAUGAUUUCCACGAGGUGAGAGUCGCUGUCGUGGGUAAUGUAGAUGCUGGUAAAAGUACUCUUCUUGGUGUAUUGACACACGGGGAAUUGGACAAUGGCCGUGGACUUGCUAGGCAACGUUUAUUUCGUCAUAAACACGAAAUGGAAUCAGGUCGAACCUCAUCCGUUGGAAAUGAUAUCCUUGGUUUUGAUAGUAAAGGAGCAAUAGUUAAUUCAGCUGAUGCUCAUGCUGGUCAUCUUGAUUGGGUUAAAAUCUGUGAGGCUUCAUCUAAAGUGAUUACAUUCAUCGAUUUAGCUGGACAUGAGAGAUACUUGAAAACAACGAUAUUUGGUAUGACCGGACAUGCACCUGAUUACACUAUGCUUAUGGUUGGUGCUAAUGCUGGUGUUGUCGGUAUGACCAAAGAGCAUCUUGGUUUGGCUCUUGCAUUAAAUGUUCCCGUUUUCGUGGUUAUAACCAAGGUUGAUAUGUGUCCACCCAAUGUCCUUCUCAAUACUCUUAAAUUGUUACAACGUAUUCUUAAAUCUCCCGGAUGUCGUAAAAUACCUGUAAUGGUUGGUAGCGAGGACGAUGUUGUCUUAGCUGCUUGUAAUUUUGCUACUGAAAGAUUAUGUCCAAUAUUUCAAGUUUCCAAUGUUACUGGAUUCAACCUCGAACUUCUGAAGAUGUUUAUGAAUCUUCUUAUGCCACGAAGUCCAAAUUAUGAUAACGAACAAGCAGAAUUUCAAAUUGAUGAUACUUAUUCUGUUCCGGGAGUUGGUACCGUUGUUUCAGGACUUUGCAUCAAAGGAGUGAUUCGUGUUAAUGACGUUCUUUAUCUUGGUCCAGAUUCACUGGGUAAAUUUACCGCAGUGGCCAUUAAGUCAAUUCAUCGUAAACGAAUGCCUGUAAAAGAAGUGAGAAGUGGACAGACUGCAAGUUUCGCAUUGAAAAAGAUGAAACGUUCAGAUACUCGUAAGGGAAUGUUUCUUUUAGCACCUAGUCUAAAUCCUCAAGCUUACUGGGAAUUUGAAGGAGAAAUUCUGGUUCUUCAUCAUCCGACGACAAUUAGUCCCCGUUAUCAAGCAAUGGUUCAUUGUGGAAGCAUUCGCCAAACAGCAACUAUCAUCCGAAUGACCAGAGACUGUUUAAGAACGGGUGACAAGGCCGGUGUCCUGUUCCGUUUCAUUAAAAACCCUGAAUAUCUAAGAGUUGGACAGAAAAUGGUUUUCCGUGAAGGAAGAACCAAAGCAAUCGGCAAUAUCGUGAGGCUGAUCCCAGACGCUUCUCCAAACAUUGUUAAUAAAUCGAAGACGAAAAAAAUGGUUCGACAAGUUAAAAAUGCCGAAGAUGAACAAUCGGAAGAGAGAAGUGGUAGCAGGAGGAAAGGAAGACAUAGGAACUUUUACCCUGAAAAUGAACCAGAAUCAACGUCUGAAACCAAUAAUGUUCAAUAAUUUUCAUAUCCGAUAAAACAAAAAUAGUCAAUGGGAUGAACCUUGAAAAUUGACAGAGACAAAAUCAACAACAAUUAACACCAAUUUAACGAUUGAAUUUAUUUUGCAGUUUAUUUAAUGGGAAUAAUUAUUUUUUUCGCAUACUCUAAUAAUCAACCUAUAUGGACAAAACAAUUGGAACCACUUUCAAUAUGAUUUAAAUUAAUCAUUUCAUAAAAAUUACGUCGAAAAUUACCUAAUUAAAGGAUUCAAAAAGGUUACACGAUAUGUGAUCUGUCAUCUCCUAUCAUUUAACCAUUUAUUGGUUAUCACAAUUUAACUUUGAACAAUGAAAUUUAAAAAUAGACUCACAAUCUAAUCAUGAAUAUUCAUCUUCACAAUUAACCUAUUCUCAUGUAAUAUCUAACGUUAUUGACCAUAAAUAUGAUUCGACUCGAACUCAUUUCUCAUGAUAAUUUUCAAAUACAAUCUAUUUGUGCCUCAACAAACCAACACUCAUUAAUUUGUGUUCCCUUGAUUAAUGAUAAUGAUACAAUUAAAGUAAUCAUCUUUUCCAUAAUUUAAA